CCACCCAAUAUAUAGCCUCAUUUAUUUCAAGCCCCAAUCCUCAUCCUCCUAAAAAACUAUAUACUAAAAAUAUAAAUAUUCCUUAUUCUUCUCCUUCAAAUUCUCAAAAUUCUCUCUUUUCAAAUUUCUUCAAAAAAAUCACAUUUCAACGGCAAAUCAAAUUUGGGGUUCUGGGUAUUUCAAGAAAAUGGAUUCUGAAACCUUAAAAGAUUCGUAUAACGAAGAAAUCAUCGAAAAAUUAACCGAAGAUUUUACAGAGCAGUUGAGUAUGAAACAACAGAUAAUCGAAGAAGAUGGUUAUGAGGACGACGAGGAGGAGGAAGUUGAAGAUGAUGAUGAUAAUGAAAAUGAAGAGGAAGAGUUUUCUUUCGCGUGUGGGAUAGACGCGCCGCCGAUAGCGGCGGAUGAGAUGUUUUACAAUGGUCAAAUCCGACCUCUGUUCCCGUUGUUUAAUCAGAAUCUUCUUUUAUCCGACGAAGAUUUAGAAGCUUUGAAGGAACAAUUACCGAUCAGGCCACCGGUAAAGAAGAUAUUUAUACAAACGGAAGAUAACCCAAUUCCGGCGACUUCAAGUGAAGAAAUCGCCGGACCCUUUUGUGAAUGGUCGAAAAAUAAAGCAAUUGAAGCAACACGGGACAAUCCAGAGGUAUGUAAAAAGAGUAAUUCAACCGGAUUUUCAAAGCUAUGGAGAUUUAAAGACUUUCUUCACCGGAGUAACAGUGACGGAAGAGAUACCUUUGUGUUCUUAAACCCAACAACUCCGGCGGCAAAAGUAGAGGAAAAAGUUGUUCCGAAAGAUGAAACGACGACGUCGGAGAAGAAAAAGAAGGAGAUCUCCGGCGAAGUGAAAGUCAUCGGAAAAGUAACGAAGAAGACGAAGAAAGUUGUGAAGAAGAGUGAAGGGGUUUUAGCUCAUGAAGCUUAUAUGAAGAGUAAAGCUAAAGCUGAAGAUCGCCGGCGAUCGUAUCUUCCUUACCGGCCGGAGCUCGUCGGAUUUUUCACAAAUGUGAACGGUGGAUUAACGAAGAAUGUGCAUCCAUUCUAAGUGAAAAAAUCUUUCUUUUUUUUUGCCUUCUUGGGUUAUGGAAAUCUUUAAUUAAUUUUAAUAUUAUAGUAAUGUAAUUUGCUUAGUCAAUAAUUAGAUUUGUUUGAUUUAGAUCAUGGCCUAAGGGAUUAUGAGGUAUAAGUUGGCCUUUUUUUCCCCUUAUUGAGCUUUGUAAUGUAAAAUCUUUAAUUCACCAUAUAAUUAUGUACUUAA
Molecule: messenger RNA, 1258 nt
Organism: Solanum stenotomum
Lineage: Eukaryota; Viridiplantae; Streptophyta; Magnoliopsida; Solanales; Solanaceae
Exons: 1
Coding region: 188-1045 (285 amino acids)
Source: RefSeq, a predicted model, not a curated record